AUGGUGGGGAAGGCAAUAAACAUGGCGGAGUUGCAACGGAAAGCGGUAAACAUGGAGGAAUUGCGGGUAAAAUCGGUGGAUGUCGAUGAAUUGCGAAGGAUAAUUCAGCGGAGCAGCCUGCGGAAGGGAUUCGUCCAAGAUGUGAAGAGCAACUGGGAAAUUAAAAGUCUGCAAUUCGGAAUUAUGAACAAGGAAGAAAUAAUAAAAUGUUCGGAAGUUAGAAUUUUAAACAGAGAAAUGUACAAAAAUAAUACAGGGAUACCUUACCCUUAUGGCGUCUUGGAUCUGAAGUUAGGGGCGCACAAAAGUAACGCCCUAUGUGAAACAUGUAACAGAAAUUUUAUGAACUGUUCAGGUCAUUUUGGAUAUAUUGAAUUGAAUUACCCGCUUUUCCACGUGGGCUACUACAAAUACAUCAUCUACAUUUUGUAUUGCAUUUGCAAAGUCUGUUCACACAUUUUGCUAACCAAUGAGAAGCUAGAGUUUUAUACGAAUCUGAAAAGACGCACAGUGGAAGAUAAGUUUUUCAAAAAACACAUUUUUAAAAAAAUCCUAAACAGUUGUAAAAAGGUGACCAAGUGUUACCGUUGUGGAUACCCUCAAGGAGUUAUCAAAAAAAUCAUAAAACCGAGUUUGGAUCAAUUUAUGAAAUUGAAACACGUCAUUAAAGUGAAGGAAAAUGGGAAGAUGGUAAUUAAGGAGGAUGAUUUAAAUAGCCUCUACGUUUUGAAUCUUUUUAAAAAUAUGAAUCCUUACCAUGUGAAACUUUUAAAUGUGGAAAAUCCAGAGAAACUACUCAUAACAGCGCUGUUGGUACCGCCUAACACGAUUAGACCGUCCGUUAUAAUUGACGAACACGGCACAGCAGAAGACGAUUUGACGUGUAUUCUCUCAGAAAUUACACAGCUUAACAACACAAUCAAUAACCAGUGCAGUAAUGGUUACCAGACAAAUCAGUUUCUAGGUAAUGUAGAAUUUUUGCAGCUUCAGAUUACGAGGUUUAUUAAUAGCGAUUCCCCUGCUGUGUCUCAGUUACUCGCUACACAGAAUAUUUCUAAACCUGGUAGAGGAAUCUGCCAAAGGUUAAAGGGAAAAGAAGGCAGAUUCAGGUGUAACCUAUCCGGGAAAAGGGUAGACUUCUCAAGCAGAACUGUCAUCUCACCGGAUCCUAAUAUCUCCAUCGAUGAGGUCGUCAUUCCGGAAAUUAUUGCUAUGAGGCUGACCUACCCGGAGAAGGUUAAUCGGUACAACAUGGAUAGGUUGAAGAGGCUUAUAAAGAAUGGCACGAACACGUGGCCUGGGGCAAACUACAUCAUUAAGAAAGCAUCCCACCAGAGGAGUUUUUCAAGUGGGAUUGAUGGUGUAACCACGCAGGGGGAUUCAAUCAUCGAUGUGGUGAAGCGGUACGUCGGGCAGGAAGGGGGGGGUCCCCACAUCAACGGGCAAUUUACAUCAACCCCUGACCUGGCAGAUCCGCGUAGAACUAACCCUACUAUUAACAAAAUCAGCCUAAAAUAUGCGAACAAGAAAUUUAUCAUUGAGAACCUCCAAGUGGGGGACAUCGUGGAGAGGCACCUAGUAGAUGGAGACAUCGUCCUGUUCAAUCGGCAACCAUCCCUCCAUAGAAUGUCUAUUAUGUGCCACAAGGCCAGAGUGAUGAAGUAUAAAACCUUUCGAUUCAACGAAUGUGUGUGCUCUCCGUACAACGCCGACUUCGAUGGGGAUGAAAUGAACUUACAUGUACCACAAACGGAGGAGGCAAGAGCAGAAGCCCUAUACCUCAUGAAUGUAAAGCACAAUUUGAUAACUCCAAAAAAUGGAGAAGUUAUGAUUGCCUUGACACAGGACUUCCUUUCAGCUUCCUACGUCAUCACGAAUAAGGAUACCUUCCUCGACAGGGACUCCUUCUGUUUACUCUGCUCCUACUUCUCAGAUGCAAAGGUAGACAUAGAAUUACCCGUCCCAGCGAUUCUAAAACCGAAGGAACUUUGGACAGGCAAGCAGUUGAUAAGCGUCCUCAUAAAGCCAAACAGGAAGGAAAACACAAUUAUCAACUUUGAAAUGAAAGAGAGAGAAUAUUCUACAAAAAAUGGAGACCUCAAACAUAUGUGUCUGAACGAUUCGUAUGUGUGCUUCUAUAAGUCUGAAUUGAUUUGUGGCUCCUUAGGGAAGAAGGUUUUGGGGUCCUCUAAAUAUGGCUUGUUCUACUACCUCAUUCAUCACAACUCCUCCUACGUUGCGCUCAAAGUUAUGAACCGUUUUUCAAAACUCACCAGUAGAUACUUCUCCAACAAAGGAAUGACUAUAGGGAUUGACGAUGUAACCCCAUCGGAGACCCUCAUUCAGAAGAAGAAGGACCUCCUCCAGGAAGGUUAUGAAAAAGUUAACAAGGAAAUAGUUCUCUAUAAUGAGAAAAAAAUGCAGAUACAACCGGGAUGCACUUUGGAAGAAACGCUAGAAAUUAAGGUAAAGAACAUUUUAGAUGACCUUCGGAACGAUGCAGGGAAGACGUGCAAUCAGUACUUGCACCAAUUGAACAAACCACUUAUCAUGUUUAACUCUGGAGCUAAAGGAGCUCUCAUCAACAUUGCACAAAUGAUUGCUUGUGUUGGACAACAGAACGUUACUGGCCAGAGGAUUAAAAAUGGGUUUAUUAAUAGAACUCUGCCUCAUUUUAACUUCCACUGUAAAGACUCCGAAAGUAGGGGGUUCGUGCAGAACUCCUUCUACACGGGUCUUAAUCCAACCGAGUUUUUCUUCCAUACUAUGUCGGGUAGAGAAGGUCUUGUCGAUACGGCUGUUAAGACUGCUGAAACGGGGUACAUGCAAAGGAGGUUGAUGAAAGCGCUGGAAGACUUGUCCAUCCAUUAUGAUUACUCAGUCCGAUCUUGCGAUAAACAAAUUGUGCAAUUUAUUUACGGGGAUGACGCACUGAACCCGUCCUAUGUGGACAACAACAAUUCGUAUGCUCAUCAGUUUGACAAAAUUUUCGAUCACAUUACUUCCAUUUCGUCGAGCAAUAUUCUGCUCUCCUAUGGGAAAUAUUCCCCCGGUUUGCCCGCUUCGCUAGCCGCUUUGCCAACCGGUUUGCGGGCUACCCCCAUUUCGUGCAUCAUCAACCGGGUGGUUUCCAAAAUGAGCGACCCGGACUUGGGGCCCUUCAUCCCCAUGUCACACGACGAGCACUUUGUGAAAAUGGUCAUGGAGACGGCGGAGCGACAUCCCAGGUGGGGAAAUCAUGCAACAACAGUGGAAGAAGAAGUGGCCCACGGGGGAGGCCACCCAGAUGAGAAACCUCACCAUGGUGCGUCUUCCGCCGUGGAAAUAAAAGACAGUGUAUGUUCCUCCAAGCGGGAGAAGAAACAGCCCAAACGUUUGAAACAAUCGAAACGGCUGAAGCAACCGAAACAGCAGCACCCCGAAGAUGAGGUCGAUAACUGCGUCCUGCCGCCACAGAAACAUCAAUCCAUUGCAAGAUUUGUAAAUGAUUAUCGAAACGUAGUAGAGAUAAAGAAGCUGAUUGAUAAGGAUCAGGUCUGCCUGAGUGAAUCGGAAAAGAAACUCGUACGAAGUAUGUAUAAUCAGAUGAGCAAAAACGUGGUGAAGAAAAUCGAAAUUGUUAACACGGUGUAUCGAUCCGAGAGGGAAAAGUUGCGUAGGAAUAAGCAGUGUCAAGGAGGGACCAACAUGACGGGAGUGAAGGAUGCUGUGCGUGGAAACACCAGUAGUGCAGAUGCACAGGGUGGUUCUUUCCCCAGUAGGAGCAGGAAGAAGCACACACAACCACAUAGCGGAACGAAUGCAAAUCGCGAAAGGGAUGAAGUAACCCGGUUGUAUGAAAGCAAAUUGUACAGGCAAAUGAUAAAAAACGUUAUCGCAUUUGUGAGUGUAUUCGAGUAUAUCGAAAAGAAGAAGCAACACUACAUCCUGCUACCAUAUGAAGUUAUACAAUGGACGAACUUUCUUCUGAACUACCUACCAGAGUUGAUGCCAACAAACAUAUAUGCUCACACGAAAUUGUCUCAGAGGGAAAGUCCAACCCACCAGGAAAGAACCAAAACGAUGAAUAUCUACAUGAAGGAAAUUAAAAAGUGGUUAAUAGUGAAGGCCAUCAAUGUAUAUAAGUUUUUUAAAUACAAGAAGGGGGUUGAUUUGAUGAGACGGAGUGACUACCUCGACUUCGUCUGCACAGAAACGUAUGAACCAUCCUAUCGAUACAUCUUUUACGAUUAUCCAUUUGUUAACCUGAAGCAGUUGUAUUUGUUCAUUUUUUUUAAUGUGUCAAAGUACUUUAAGUACAUCUCUGCUCCGGGGGACGCCGUGGGGUCCAUCUCGGCUCAGUCCAUUGGGGAGCCCGGCACGCAGAUGACGCUCAAGACGUUCCAUUUCGCAGGUAAGAUGAGUGCAUCAUGCGUGGCCAGCAUGAACGUAACCCUGGGUGUGCCAAGAAUCAAGGAAAUUAUAAACGCGUCGAGCAAUAUACAGACGCCUAUACUGAAUAUCCCCCUCCAAGUGAAGGACAAUUACAACUUUGCCCUGAUGAUGAAAUCCAAGUUGGAAAAAACUACAAUCAGGGACAUCUGUCUGUACAUAAAGGAGGAUUACACCCCACGGGGCAUCUUCCUCUCUGUCAAAUUCAACGAGGAACUCAUCCACAACCUUUUUUUAAACAUAAAUGCCUACACAAUUAAGGACAUAAUAAUGAGGCAAAGUCACAUCAAUAAGAUUAAGAUCAACAGGAUUGUUGUAGAAGUGGUGAAUACAUACAAGCUACACUUGUCGUUGAAGAAUGAUGAGUUUUUAUUUUUUCAAAUCGAGUCUCUGAAGAAGGGACUGCUCGAUCUACUCAUUCAUGGGGACAAGGAUAUAAAGCGGUGUAUCAUUAAGAAGGAGGAGGUGGACGUCACGGACGAUGAGAUGGACGUAACGGGGGAAAAAGAACCGGACAAGGGGGCAGGUGAACUGUCUAUGGGAAUGCCCACCCUGUCGGAAGACCACCAUCCCCACGGCAAAGAUCCCCCUACUGUUCAUGGUGAAGACACUAAGCACACUAAAGAAGAAGAAGCCACCGAGAAGGAAUGCCCUGGAAAGAAAAGCCACAAUGAGGAGAAGCUGAGAAACAUGAUGGAAGCCUUUAAAACACAAAUAAAGGAAGAAAUGUUAAAAAGGGACAACCCAGAAGCAGAAGAAGAACCCAUUAUCAACUUAGACACGAUCAAUGUCGACACGUUAAAUUUGGAAAAAGGAAAUUCGCUGAACUACGUCCUGGGGUUGGAGGGAGUAGACUUCAAGCAUAUUAUUUCCAACCACGUGAUUAAUGUUUUUCAAGUGCUGGGCAUCGAAGCCGCAAGAGUGACGAUCAUAAAUGAGAUAAAGAAGUGCGUAGAGGCGUAUAGCAUAGACAUCGAUAUCAGGCACAUCAUGCUGCUGGCGGAUAUCAUGGCCUUCACGGGAGAUAUCCUCGGGAUAAACCGCUUCGGCAUUCAGAAGGCCAGGCACAGCACACUCAUGCUGGCGUCCUUCGAAGAAACCAACGAACACCUCUUCGUUUCCUCGUUCUUUAAAAAUAAGGACGAAAUAAACAACAUCAGCGAGAGCAUCAUUGUGGGAAAAAACAUCCCCAUUGGCACGGGCGCCUUCCAGCUCCUCUACGACUACAAAUUCAACCGAGAGGAAAGGAAACUCACCCUUCUGGAAAGGGCGCAGCAGGAAAUGGCAUGA
Plasmodium coatneyi is the source of this 5721-nucleotide messenger RNA. Its product is annotated as DNA-directed RNA polymerase subunit. Gene Ontology annotation, molecular function: DNA binding; DNA-directed RNA polymerase activity. The record is from RefSeq and is a predicted model, not a curated record. Bases 1 to 5721 code for a protein of 1906 amino acids. Lineage: Eukaryota; Apicomplexa; Aconoidasida; Haemosporida; Plasmodiidae. The transcript is spliced from 5 exons. Gene Ontology annotation, biological process: DNA-templated transcription.